Messenger RNA from Mycena indigotica, 1995 nucleotides. RefSeq names its product Carboxypeptidase. The coding region runs from base 1 to 1995 and encodes 664 amino acids. Gene Ontology annotation, biological process: proteolysis. The record is from RefSeq and is a predicted model, not a curated record. The transcript has 17 exons. NCBI's taxonomy places the organism in Eukaryota, Fungi, Basidiomycota, Agaricomycetes, Agaricales, Mycenaceae. Gene Ontology annotation, molecular function: serine-type carboxypeptidase activity.
AUGGCUAUCUCACGACUCCUCCUCCUCUCCUUCCUCGCUGUCUCUUCCAUCUUAGCCGACAGCCUUCCCAGCUCCUUUCCACAUGUAUACCCUGGUAAACCCAUCGGCGACUACAGUCCCGCAUGGCAGAAGUACUUCCAAGUUACCUCCCCACUUCCAAAUAUCACAUUUCCUUUACCGCGGAGCUUUGCUGGCAACAUCGGGGUGCAGCGCGCGGGCCACCCCAAUAACACGCUCUUCUUCUGGGGCCUCGAGAAAAAACCGGGGUCCCUAACCGCACUAAAGAGCAACGAUCCGUGGGGCAUCUGGUUGAAUGGAGGACCCGGAUCGUCCAGCAUGGUGGGGUUCUUCUUGGAGAACGGGCCCGUCCGAAUUGACCCAAACGGAAAAAUCUCCGCCAACAAGUUUUCCUGGGACACGGUUGCCGACUACUUCUGGAUUGAUCAGCCAGUUGGUACUGGCUUCUCGACAGCAGACGCAGCUGGCUACAUUGCUGACGAGGACCAAAUGGGUGCAGACUUUAUGGGCUUUUUGGCCAAUCUUGUCAAAGUUUUCCCUAGUUUGGCUACCCGCCCUCUCCAUCUUACCGGAGAAAGCUACGCCGGAGUAUAUAUACCCUAUAUUAUGAAGGCCCGUCUUUCAGCAUACUUCUCGAUGGCAAAGCCACCGGUUCAGAUUGCCAAAGUUGUAAUUGGUGACGGUGCAAUCACCACUGCCGAAGUCUUUGAACUCCUUCCAACCCUGAACGUAAUCGAGACAUACCCACAGCUCAUCGGUUACGACCCCGAGGUAUACAAGUACUUCAAAGAGCAGUAUGGUCGUCCUUCUUCACUUGCACCAGUUUCUGAGGUCGUUAAUAGGGAACACCUCUGCGGAUUCGACAUCAAUCUAACUUAUCCACAAAAUGGUGUGAUCCCAAGCGUCAAAUUUAUCGGUGCAACGGACCGGGAUGUCCCAUACCUCCAACGCGCGGCUAUGAAGAACCUGGCGAAACGUGGUGGCCUCAUGGCUGAAAUUCAUCGGCGGUAUGCCGAGCUGGAACCCAAGCAACGCCAACAGACCAAGCGUGACCUGAGCUUACGUGCAAAUGGGACUCUCGAUCCAUGGUAUGGUUGUGCACUCCUCCCGGAAUUCAUCGACUAUGCAUUAAACUACUCGGCACCGUGGAAUUUCACUGGAGAUGCCUUUAACGUUUAUGAUAUUACGGACCCAUUUGGCUCGCCUGGCCUUUCGGGUACCUUUCUUAAUGACCCGCGCACACGAGCAGCGCUCCAUGCGCCAACGAGCAAGGACUGGGAACAAUCUUUCGAGUUCGUAUUCGGUGACCUCGAGGAUGAUCCCAGCCCACCACCCAUGAAUUUCUUGACUGAAUUUGCCACGAACGCCACGAAACAUAAAGUUUCCGUUAUCUUGUACUCAGGAAACGACGAUGCGCUUAUAGCUCACCGGGGGACCGAAGUUACUAUUCAGAACACCACUUUUGGUGGCAUCCAAGGCUUUACCAGAAAGCCCUCUACUGUCUGGCGCGACGACAGCGGCAAGCCUGCGGGAAUCGUGCAUCAAGAACGCGGCUGGUCCUACGUUCUUUUCAAUAACACUGGCCAUCUCAUACCCGCCAAAACUCCAGCGGCCGCUUUGACGUUUGCCCGUGAAUUUGUGUUUGGGAACAACCCGACCGGCACUGUGUCGUCAGCCAACAUCGCGGCAGUGGGCGGGGAGACGGCGGAGCUGAUUGGAGCUUAUCAAAACGUGAUUCCGGGCUCGGACGGGAUCGUCUAUCAAAACGCGGCCGGCGACAAGACUUCGACUUUCGUUUACCCGUCUGCUACCAUUGCGGCGUGGAAUACCUUCAUCCGUGGGCAGACGCGCCCACCUCCUGCUGCACCGCCUGCAAAGAAUGCUCAUAGCACUUCUUCUUCUCCAUCAUCAGCAUCACAACAUACCGUAUCUUGGAUCGGAAUUUUGGUCGCGUUGGGAAGCCUGUGGCUUCUCUAA